CCUCUCGCCUCGCCUGCCUGCCACGGCCAGCUCUCCUCGGUGUGCGGUGCGCGCCCCGUCGCGGCUCUGUGCCAAAUGCGCCUGGCGGAGAUGAUCAAGAAAAUGGGUCCCAGCGAGGCGGAGCUCAACAUCCCGGCCAAGAACUGCUACCGGAUGGUCAUCCUGGGCUCCUCGAAGGUCGGCAAGACGGCCAUCGUCUCCCGCUUCCUCACCGGCCGCUUCGACGACCAGUACACGCCGACCAUCGAGGACUUCCACCGCAAGUUCUACAGCAUCCGCGGCGAGGUCUACCAGCUGGAUAUCUUGGACACGUCCGGCAACCACCCGUUCCCGGCCAUGAGGCGCCUCUCCAUCCUCACAGGAGACGUCUUCAUCCUCGUCUUCAGCCUGGACAACCGCGACUCCUUCGAAGAGGUCCAGCGCCUGAAGCACCAGAUCAUGGAGACCAAGUCCUGCCUGAAGAACAAGACCAAGGAGAACGCCGAUGUCCCCCUGGUCAUCUGCGGAAACAAGGGCGACCGGGACUUCUACCGGGAGGUUGACCCCCGGGAGAUCGAGCAACUGGUGGGCCCCGACCCCAAGAAGUGUGCCUACUUCGAGAUCUCGGCCAAGAAGAACAGCAGCUUGGACCAGAUGUUCCAGGCCCUCUUCGCCAUGGCAAAGCUGCCCAGCGAGAUGAGCCCCGACCUCCACCGCAAGGUCUCCGUCCAGUACUGUGAACUCCUGCAGAAGAAGCCCUUCAAGGGCAAGAAGCUGCUCAAGGAAGGGGGCGGGGAGGCCGGCGGGGAGGCCUAUGGCAUCGUGGCCCCCUUUGCCCGCCGCCCCAGCGUGCACAGCGACCUCAUGUACAUCCGGGAGAAGGCCAUUCGGGGCGGGCAGACCAAAGACAAAGAGCGCUGUGUGAUCAGCUAAGGGCGGCUUCUGCGGUUUCCCUCCUGGCUGUUUUGCUAUCGAGACUUGGGCCGCCCGCGGGGGGCGUUUGCCUUGUGCCGAGGGUGGCGUCGCCCACCCCUCCCGGGCACUGUGCCUCCGACCUCCCCUUCUUUGGGGGGAUGGGGACCCUUCUUCACCUGUUCCCCGUUUUUGGAGGAAGGGGUGUCGAGACUGCUGGCGGGGGGGGGCGUUCCCCGGCACAAGAUGAGACUCUGGACUGGUGGAGAGAUCUUUUGGA
Messenger RNA from Gekko japonicus, 1171 nucleotides. RefSeq names its product RAS, dexamethasone-induced 1 (gene RASD1). The transcript has 2 exons. Bases 76 to 912 code for a protein of 278 amino acids. The record is from RefSeq and is a predicted model, not a curated record. Gene Ontology annotation, molecular function: GTP binding; GTPase activity. NCBI's taxonomy places the organism in Eukaryota, Metazoa, Chordata, Lepidosauria, Squamata, Gekkonidae.